Messenger RNA from Leucoraja erinaceus (little skate), 1799 nucleotides. RefSeq names its product four and a half LIM domains 1a (gene fhl1a). The transcript is spliced from 6 exons. Bases 134 to 1024 code for a protein of 296 amino acids. Gene Ontology annotation, molecular function: transmembrane transporter binding. Gene Ontology annotation, biological process: muscle organ development. The record is from RefSeq and is a predicted model, not a curated record. Lineage: Eukaryota; Metazoa; Chordata; Chondrichthyes; Rajiformes; Rajidae.
AAAAUGGUCAACUUGACUAUUGGGGUGGAUUAAAGAUUUUGAGGGAGGACUCGGCUAUUUGAUCCCGAGUGGGUGUAUUAAUAGGCGGCCGCGGGCGGGUGUGAGGACAGGGUGGUGAGAGGUGUCGGAGCGAAUGGCUUUCCAGAAGACGCCAGAGCCGUACUACCGGUUCCCGGAGCGGACCGGCGGCGAGCAGCUGAGCUGCCAGCACUGUCAGCAGCCGCUGCACGGACAGCGCUUCGUGGAGAGGGACGGGCGCCCGUGCUGCACCCGCUGCUACGAGAAAAUUGUCGCCAACUCCUGCGCCGAUUGCAAGAAGCCGAUUGGCUGCGGUUCCAAGGAGCUCCACCAUGACGGCAAGUACUGGCAUGAGGCAUGUUUCCGCUGCUAUCACUGCAGCCGCUCGCUGGCCAACGACUCCUUCAGCAUCAAGAACGAGAGGAUCAUCUGCUCCAAGUGUCUGCCACGCACCGACGCGUCCACCUGCCAUGGCUGCAAGCGGGCCAUCAAACCAGGGACUAAGAGCUUUGAGUACGCCGGCUCUCACUGGCAUGAGCGCUGCUUCACCUGCCACCGCUGCCUGAAGGAGAUCGGCUCGGAGAGCUUCGUCCCUCGCGGCGACGACAUCUACUGUGUGUCUUGCAACCAGAAGAAGUUCUCGCAGCAUUGCACCCACUGCAAGAAGCCCAUCACCAGCGGAGGGGUGAGUUACAAGGAAGAGCCCUGGCACACCGAGUGCUUCAUCUGCAAGACGUGCCGGAAGCCGCUGGGUGGGCAGCAGUUCACGGGCCACGAGAACUCGCUCUACUGCGCCGAGUGCUACGGCACCUUCAUUGCCAAGAAAUGCGGAGCCUGCCGCAUGCCCGUUACUGGGUUUGGGGGAGCUGAGGUCGUGACCUAUGAGGAACGGCAGUGGCACAAAGACUGCUUCAAGUGCAGGAAGUGCUACGGCUCGCUGGCCAACAAGCGCUUUGUCACCCACAACAGGGACGUGUACUGUAGUGACUGCGGUAAAAACCUGUAGGCGAACAACACCCGAGCACAAACACCGAGCACUCACUCGCUGCUCAAAGCCAGUUACUUAAACAGCAGCUAACUAUGUAAUUAACCACAUGCUUCAAUGGCAAUGAAAUAGCAACUAAUAGGAAAAGCUGACACGUUAGACACACGUUGUGGUUUCUGCAACGUAUUAUCCACAGAUAGGGCGAGAAAGGUGUGAAAGAAUUACAUGGAAUGUUCUUUAAAGUAUCUGCAAUAUUUAAUCGUGUAACAUUAUAGACGAGUUUAUGCCAACAUUAAAUGCUGGGAUGAUUUUUGUGGAAGUGCAUGCUUUACUAACGUUUGUGGUGUUUUCGGACGCAAAUACAAAUGGCUACAUCAGGAAAUAUUCAUCUCCUUUGACAGGCCGCCAGUGUUAGAGAGAUACCCUCCAGUGUUAGAGAGUUACAUGCCAGUGUUGGAGUUACCCGCCAGUGUUAUAGAGUUACCCGCCAGUGUUGCAGUGCAGAGUGGGAGUUUCCGCUAUAAAGGAUUGAACAUUUAAACACCAAUAUUCAACGUAUUAUAAUUUCACAGCAGUUUUAUCGUAUAUUAAAUUGUGUGCUAUCAUGUGGCGUUUCUAAACUAAUAUUUGAGGCUACAUCCGAGUUGAAAUACCACUUAUCGGGAAAUAACACAAAACCUAUGUUAAUUAUGUGUGUGGACCGUGACCUGUUAGCAUGUGGGGUCAGAGUCCAAUGUACGGAAUUAUCUAGAGCAAAAAAAUAUUACCUUUUAAUAAAGUUUAAUCUGCAAGUGGC